CUUUCACUUCGAUAACGGGGCUUUCCUAUAAACGUUAAAGUGAGAAAACUACAUUCUUUAGACCCCGGAUUUUUUUAUAUGGUUAACGUGAAAUUUCGGUCCUUUAAAUGUCUCUUUAGAAUUAAAAACCAAGUUUAUUUUCCGUUCCGUUUGUGCUUGUGAAAAUUCUUCGGCUUAAACGUUUCAAUCUGUUUUUCGUUAACUUGAAAUUUAAUUAUGGAUUUAUCGCCGAAAAUCUAUGUUUUAUAAUCCGUUGAUUACAUGAUAAUUACUAGUUAAAAAAUGUCUUGGAUGAAGCGCAGAAGUCAUGUCAACCCGAAUACCGUCCCCGGAUCUCACGUUCCACUUUAUAACCCAAAUCAACAUUCAAACCAAGAGAAUCAAUGGUCAAUGACGCAAGAUGUAACAUCAGCACCCCCCAAUAAUUGGUACCCAAAUCAACAGCAACAACAAACACAAAAACCAUAUGGUUUUAAUCAACAGAAUUCUCCUCAACAACCCGAACAACAACAAAAUUAUUGGCAACAACAGCAACAACAACACGAUCAUUAUUCAGGACCUCAGCAAUACCAGCUUCAACAACCACAAUACCACCAACAAAGCUACAAUUAUUAUCAAAACCCAAUUCAACAACAACAAUCCUUAAACGAUCAAUAUAACCAACAAUACGCUCAGUACGCGAAUAACGAAGUACAAAAUAAUCCAUAUAAUAACGUGCAAAGUACUCAAAAUAUCCAAAAUUCACAACAAACAACGGAUACUUGGGGUAAUAAUUGGGGUUGGGGAGAUGAGGAUAACUCAAAUGUCCAACAAAUUCCGCCUCCAAGUGAUAACUCCAAUCAAGCAGCUAUGAUAAGCGAUUCGUUUAACACGGAGGAAUCAUGGAAUUGGAAUGUUGAGGAUUCAACGUCGACGUCUAAAAACGAUGAGUCGAGCGCUUCCGUUUCUCAAGCAAGUUUAGAUUUAUUUCCAAAAAUGGGGAAAUUAUCAGAUAAGCAUCAAAAGAAUUACGAAGAUAACGAAAAAGUAAAUCCAAACGUAACAAAAAUUAAAAAAUUGGAUCAUUUAACACCGCAAUGGUCAACUGAAUCGCAAAUGUCUCAAGAAUCGUCUGAUGAUAUUCUACAAACUUCCGAAAGUGACAAGAUGUUAUCGAGAAGCUCGACGAUCAGUCAGUCUCCAAUUUCAGGGCAAGAAGUGGCCGGUGUGGAUGGUUUGGCGCAAAUUGGAGAGGAAGAGUAUGGUUCUAAGCCGGAAAUAGAAGGUUUUGGUGGGGAAAAUGUUGAAAUAAUUUCGUCGGAAAAUAAAGCGCCAUCUCCUGGUGUAUUACCAAGUCAAUCUCCUAUUUUUGACAGUUUAAAUGAACCUCAAAGGAACUCUUCACCUCCAGGAAUGGUUUUAAAUAAAAAUAAAAACAUUACUCCACCUCCAUCCACAAAAACUAACGAAGCCCCCCCUACUAAAACCACACCUCCUCCCCCAUCCAAUUUUUCAAUCCCAGCACAAAGUCUAUCGAUGAGUGGAGGUGCUUUUAAACGUUUAGGAAAUGUUUCUGUUAAAAGUGGAGGAAUUCCAGAAGGAAGAAGGUCCCCGAAAUACCUCAGAAAUAAAUCACCCGUUUAUAAUCAGAUAAAUUUGGAAACUGUUCCUGAUAAUUCCGAACAACCUGAUAACGUACAGGUGCCAUUAACAAGAAAAGUUAGCUCCGAUGGGUUUAAAGGAUCAAGUCAAAAUCAAAUGCCGGAUAAUAACGAAAUGAUUAGCGAAAGAAAUCAAUAUUUAGAAACUGGAAAGCUUUCUGAUGAAAAUAUAAAACAAGAACCGGUUGAUACACUGUCACCACCCGGGUUACGUCGAAUGGUUCUAGGUCAAAUGGAAACUAACGAAGCUAGACCUACACCAAACGAUGAACCCCCACCGGGAUUAAGCAGAAUGGUUCUUGGACAAACCGAAAGUGGUCCGAAUAUGAAACUUGGUUUUUCGAGAAUGAUUCCGGGUGAGUCAAGCUCCCCAGAAACAUCCAGACAAUACCCACCCCCAGUUUCUUCAUACAUGGAUGAACCACAAGAUUCGGAAGGUGAAAUCAAUCAAGCUCCCCAACAAAGAUCUGCAACAAUCGGAGCUGAUACCCCGCCGGGUCUUCAAACUAACUCAAAUAGAGCAGAAAUAAUUAUCGGGCAAGAUUCGAUUUCUCAAGAAAAUGAUAAAGAACGCCCAGAAAGCAUAGAAGGUCAACCAACUGACCCCGGAACUGUCACAUCAAUCACCUCGGGAUUGCGAGAUCUUACAAUUGACUCAAACACUUCGAUUAUGGAUGAUCCAUCAAUACGUAGAUCCACUUCCGAUAGCGAAGCAGAAGAAGAAUUAAGCAGAUCAUCGAGGGAUAAACAACGAGAUCGGCGAUACACUCGCGAAUCUGACCGUCGUCAACCCGAAAAACAACGCUAUUCCCCCAUGGAAAGCUACGAUCAUAAUACAAAACGAGGUUAUAGAAGGAGAGAUCAACGUCAUUACGACGACGACACCGAUUAUUACAGCGAUCGGGAACAAAAGGAACGUGAAGAUUACGAAAUUAAUCGAAAGUCAACCUCUUUAAGACGUAGUGAUAAAGAUUUAGAUAAAAAUAAGAGACGAAGAGAUGGUUACGAUCGACGCGGUGCAGAACGAUAUGAACGAGAUAUGCCAAGGAAAAAAGAUAAUUAUGAUCAAAAAGAUUAUAAUCGGAAAAGUGAUCGAAAUAAGGAAGGUUAUGAAACCAGGAAAGAUUACGAUAUGGAUCGGAAAGAUGGAAGGGAUUACGGAAAAGGGAAAGAUUAUAAGAGGGAUCGGAGGGACUAUGAAACAAGUAGAAAUAAAGGUGAUUAUUAUGAUAGGUAUGGAAGGUAUGAUGAUCGAUAUGAUGACCGAUCGAGGCCUUCAAGUCGAUCGGAUUCGAUGAGGGAAGGAUUUAGAGAUCGUGAUGAAGAAAGGAGAUAUAGGGAUUCGAGAGGUUCAAGGAGGCAUAAUCGCGAUUUUAAUCCUUAUAUGCAAGGUUUUGGUUAUGAUCCUUAUAACCCUUAUUAUCAACAAUAUCAAAUGUACUAUGAAAAUAUGCGUCGAACAAAUCCCCAGGCUUACGCUGAAUGGUAUCGGAAAUAUUAUCAGCAAGCAACUGGUGCGGCACCAUCGAGUGCUUAUGGUACAGAAGAUAGAGCGUCCGUUCAUUCGGGGCGUAGCUCAGCUAAUGAAGAACUGAAAGAGAGGUAUUUGCGUCAGACUUAUUAUGGUCACACCGCGCUUCCGCACUUAGGCGGAUACUACAGAGAUGCGCACAGUGUUUCGGGCCAAUAUGGCCUUGACGAGUCUAGGUGAGGCUAAGAAUUUACAAAAUUAU
Molecule: messenger RNA, 3373 nt
Organism: Onthophagus taurus
Lineage: Eukaryota; Metazoa; Arthropoda; Insecta; Coleoptera; Scarabaeidae
Source: RefSeq, a predicted model, not a curated record